AUGGCAGAUGAUGAUGAUAUGUGCUACUUAAUUGGUGGAUGUAUUAAUGUUGUGUUCUUUGUGGGGUUAGUUGUUUUGUUGUAUGCUUUAUUAUUAUUAUCAUCGAAGAAGAAGAUAUGGCAGACUAAAUCUUACAGUACCGUGUGGAAGAAUGGUUGCGCAACGACCUCUGCCAUGGAAGAAAAAUCCGAUCAGCCAGGCGACACUGACAUUAUAAUUGUCGGUGCCGGAGUUGCUGGGGCGGCACUGGCCUAUGCUCUUGCCAAGGAUGGGCGACGAGUUCAUGUGAUUGAAAGGGACUUAAAAGAGACAAACCGUGUCGCGGGUGAAAUUCUACACCCUAAAGGACACUUGAAAUUGGCCGAGUUGGGGCUUCAAGAUUGUGUAAGCGAUAUCGAUGCUCAAAAACUACUUGGCCUUGCCAUAUAUGAGGGUGAUAGAUGGAUCGAGCUGCCUUAUCCCCCUGAGAAAAAUGGCUCGGAUAUCUCGGGGAUGUGCUUUCACCAUGGCAAAUUUGUAGAGAGAAUGAGAAAAAAGGCAAGAACCCUCCCCAAUGUGCGGCUUGAACAAGGGACAGUGGUUUCCCUUAUCGAAGAAAAGGGAGUGAUUAAGGGAGUUCGAUACAAGACUAAAAGCUCUCAAGUGAUGGCUUCGACUUAUGCGCCGAUAACUAUUGUUUGCGAUGGCAGCUCUUCGAACUUGCGACGCACUCUAUGUACUCCCUUGGUGAAGAUCGAAUCUACGGCCAUCUGUUUGAUCUUGGAAAAUUGUGAACUUCCAUAUCCUAACUACACUAAUGUAUUGUUUAGAGGCUCUAAUCCACUCUUACUUUUUCGAAUCAGUAGCACUGAAAUUCGACUUAUUGUCCCUUACUCGAGACAAAAUCAGCCUUCCAUCACCAUGGUCGAUUACCUGAAAACUGUUGUGUCUUCUGAGAUUCCUCCAAUACUUUAUGAUUCAUUCAUGGCUGCGAUCAAUAAAGGAAAUAUAAGGACGAUGCCAACCAAAUCCAUGCCAGGAAAGCCUAACCACACUCCGGGUGCAGUUCUAAUUGGGGAUGCUUUGAAUAUGCGGAAUCCCUUAUUAGCAGCUGGCAUGACUGUGGCUCUACACGACGUUGUUCUGUUACGAGACCUUCUUAGAGGAGUAAAUGAUCUACAUGACAAAGAUGCUCUAUCAAACCUUAUCAAGUCAUUCUAUGCUCUAAGAAAGCCAUUUGCAUUCACAAUCAAUCUUGUUUCUGGAGCACUAUACAAAGUUUUUGAGGCUGCAACCAAAGCUCCUCCCGAGUUUACCGAUGACGUAAAGGCGGCAUUGUAUAAAUCAUGUCUCGGCUAUCUAAGCCUCGGAGGGUUUGUCGCGCGCAGCAUUAUGGCGACGGCCACUGGCCUAUCCCCACAUCCUGUCAUGCUCUUAAUCCAUGCAUUGGGUGUUACUGUUUAUGGACUCAUUCACAUCAUACUUCUCCCUUUUCCACCUUACCCAAAAAGGCUAUGGGUUGGAGCUAAGCUCUUGUUAUGGGCUGGAUUUGGGGUUCUUGACCCUCUUGUAAAGGCUGAAGGCAUCACAGUUGCAAUGCUGUUUGAUCUUGUUGUUCCUGCAGGCAUUCUUAAGAGGAUAAUGCUUCUUUCAAUCUGCAUUAUAUUCAUUGCUGUUUUCUUCUUCGAAAUUAUAUUUAUAUAA
Messenger RNA from Andrographis paniculata, 1683 nucleotides. RefSeq names its product squalene epoxidase 3-like. The transcript is spliced from 8 exons. Gene Ontology annotation, biological process: sterol biosynthetic process. Gene Ontology annotation, cellular component: endoplasmic reticulum; membrane. The record is from RefSeq and is a predicted model, not a curated record. Bases 1 to 1683 code for a protein of 560 amino acids. Gene Ontology annotation, molecular function: flavin adenine dinucleotide binding; squalene monooxygenase activity. Lineage: Eukaryota; Viridiplantae; Streptophyta; Magnoliopsida; Lamiales; Acanthaceae.